Molecule: messenger RNA, 1489 nt
Organism: Arabidopsis arenosa
Lineage: Eukaryota; Viridiplantae; Streptophyta; Magnoliopsida; Brassicales; Brassicaceae
Source: the annotation of a GenBank genome assembly
GAAUUUCAAAUCUUGCUUAUUAUUAGAGCUUCUUAUUGGUCCCUUACUCAUUCGCCAUGCCAGCCACCAAAAAGAUUUCGGACCGGAAUCACUUAGGGCAAGUAUUCAACAAGCUAUUGAAUCAGAUUGGAGAAUCUGAAGAAUUCGAGUUACCGGAUUGGUUGAAUAAAGGAAAACCUACCCCUUAUAUCUUCAUCAGGCGCAAUAUAUACUUGACGAAGAAAGUCAAAAGGAGGGUUGAAGAUGAUGGAAUCUUCUGUUCUUGCUCCUCCUCGUCUCCUGGUUCUUCUUCAACUGUGUGUGGAAGUAAUUGCCAUUGUGGGAUGCUAUUCUCAAGCUGUUCCUCAAGUUGCAAGUGUGGGAGUGAGUGUAACAAUAAGCCGUUCCAACAACGGCAUGUCAAGAAGAUGAAGUUAAUUCAGACAGAAAAAUGCGGAUCAGGGAUUGUAGCAGAAGAAGAAAUCAAACCAGGAGAGUUUAUCAUUGAAUAUGUCGGAGAAGUUAUUGAUGAUAAGACUUGUGAAGAAAGGCUUUGGAAGAUGAAACACCGUGGCGAGACAAACUUUUAUUUAUGUGAGAUAACCAGAGAUAUGGUGAUUGAUGCUACUCAUAAGGGAAACAAAUCAAGAUAUAUCAAUCAUAGCUGCAACCCGAAUACGCAGAUGCAGAAAUGGAUAAUUGAUGGCGAAACCAGAAUCGGCAUUUUCGCCACUCGUGGCAUAAAAAAAGGAGAGCAUUUGACCUAUGAUUAUCAGUUUGUUCAGUUUGGUGCAGAUCAAGACUGCCAUUGUGGGGCUGUAGGUUGCAGAAGGAAGCUUGGUGUAAAACCUAGUAAACCUAAGUUAGCCUCGGAUGAAGCUUUUAAUCUAGUGGCACAUGAAGUGGCCCAGACAAUGCCCAAGGUGCAUCAAAAUGGACAUAUCCAUACAGGGAUAUCAUGGAACAACCUUAGUCAAAGGGAAACAUGUUCGCGUAAUUGCAUUGGUGUGGUGAUCAGGUUAUCUCGCCCCACGAGUGAUAGGUGUUUUGGCCUAGUUAGACAUUUUGAUGAGUAUUCAAGAAAGCACUCGGUGAUGUUUGAGGACGGUGUUACCGAGUUUGUCGACAUGUCGAGAGAAGACUGGGAGAUUGUCUAAUAUUGUUUUCAGAUUUCCUUGGAAAGAAGUUGAGAAACCUUGAAUUAUCUGUCUUGGUAAAAACUGAAGUAACCGAAAGAAUUUGGAAAUGGUGCUGUGGCAUUGUCCUUGCAUCAAACUUGACCUGUGUUGUGCCAUAAUAUAAUGUUUGUAAUAUAUACACCUACUUGUAAGUUGUAACCACAUCUGUACUUUCUUCUCAUUUCGUUGUUUUCAUAAGCAUCUCAAAAUGAUGAUGUCUUGCAAGAAGAACUUUGUGGUGUAUAAUUCGACUUUGUACGGUUGUUGUAUUAACCGGUAAUCUCAUUUCCGGUUUAUUUAUUAGAGUUUGUCAUUAAAUACCGGUUUAUUCU